Candidula unifasciata is the source of this 798-nucleotide messenger RNA. Lineage: Eukaryota; Metazoa; Mollusca; Gastropoda; Stylommatophora; Geomitridae. The record is from the annotation of a GenBank genome assembly.
AUGGAGAAAGGAGGCCGGAUAAGAUCAGCAAACUGUACUGCCAGACAAAGACUUGCUAUUAUCAUACCAUUCCGCAACAGACAUCCACAUUUAAAUAUUCUUCUAAGAAACUUGAUUCCAUUUCUUCGAAAACAGAUGGCUGAUGCGACCAUUUUUAUUAUAGAGCAGGCACCUCCAACAACAUUCAACAGAGGAGCAUUGUUAAACAUUGGCUUCUUAGAGGCACUCAAGACAGCGGACUUCGAUUGUUUUCUGCUUCACGAUGUGGACCUUGUUCCUUUGAAUGACAGAAACUUUUACCGAUGUGGAGACAAUCCUCGCCAUUAUGCCGCGGCCAUCAAUAAGAAUCGAUUCAGAUUACGGUAUGAACACUAUGUUGGUGGAGUCGUAGGUUUCUCCAAAGAGCAAUACAUUAAAGUCAAUGGCCACUCCAAUCUUUACUUUGGUUGGGGCGGUGAGGAUGAUGACCUUGCUUGGAGAAUACUAAAUAAGACCUAUAAAAUAGAUCGAUACGACAACAUGACCAGCCGAUAUUUAAUGAUUAAACAUGAAAGGGACAAAGGAAAUAGCAAGAAUACGGAAAGGAGAAACAUUAUGAAAAGCUCAUCGCGACGACAAGAUGUGGAAGGUCUCAACAGUGUCAAAUAUAAAGUCAACAGUGUAGAGCUCUGUCAUCUCUACACAUGGAUUAAUGUUUCACUGAAUAUGACGGAGAUUUUGGACGCUGCCCCAGAGUAUACAAAAAAGGACAUGUGGAGAUUGCUUCGAGAGGUUCAUAACGGACGUAUACAACGAUGA